UUACGAGCAUUGUUAUCUGCCGGCGGCCCUAGUCGCCCACUCCGCGGCGUAGUUUGCUCAGUGUUUCUCUACCUGCGCCCGCCGCGCGUGCCCCAUCCUCGCCCGCUGCGUACGCCGACGCUUCGCCGCCAUGUUGACGCUGCUGCUGGCGGCGGGCGCGCUGCUCGCGCUGUAUCUGUUCGGCAAGCGUAACUUCUCGUACUGGCGGCGGCGCGGCGUGGCGCACGACCCGCCGCUGGCCUUCUUCGGCAACAACGCGCGCAACUACUUCAUGCGCAGGAGCAUCACCGAGCUGGCCGUGGAGCUGUACCGGCGCUACCCGACCGAGCGCGUCGUGGGCUUCUACCGCGCCAACCGCCCCGAGCUGCUGCUGCGCGACCCCGCGCUCGCGCGCCGCGUGCUCGCCACCGACUUCGCACACUUCCACCGGCGGGGCAUGACGCCGCAGCACCGCCCGCCCGAGCCGCUGCUGCGCAACCUGUUCUUCGCGGACGGCGACCUGUGGCGGCUGCUGCGCCAGCACAUGACGCCCACCUUCACCAGCGGCAAGCUGAAGGCGAUGUUCCCGCUCGUCGUGGAGCGCGCCGAGAAGCUGCAGGCGCGCGCGCUGGCGGCGGCCGGCGGCGAGACCGAUGCGCGGGACCUCAUGGCGCGCUACACGACCGACUUCAUCGGCGCCUGCGGGUUCGGCCUCGACACCGACGCGCUGAGCGACGACGACUCGGCCUUCCGCCGCCUCGGCGCGCGCAUCUUCCGCGUCGGCCUCUUCGAGAUACUCGUGCUGGUGCUGCGCGACCUGUUCCCGGCGCUGUUCGGCGGCCUCAGGGUGCUGUGGCCCAUCGAGAAGGACUUCCGGCGCCUCGUCGACGACGUGCUGCGGCGGCGCGCCGGCGAGCCGUCCGGCCGGCACGACUUCAUCGACCAGCUGCUCGAGUGCCGCAAGAAGGGGCUCGUGGAAAUCGAUUCCAUCGAGCGGCCGCCGGAGCGCGUGCGCCUGGAGCUCGACGACGAGAUCGUGGCGGCGCAGGUGUUCGUGUUCUUCGUGGCCGGCUUCGAGACGUCGUCCUCGGCGACCAGCAUGACGCUGCAUCUGCUGGCGCACCACCCCGCCGCGCAGCGCCGCGCGCAGGCCGAGGUGGACGCGGUGCUGGCGCGCCACGGCGGCCGCCUCAGCUACGACGCCGUCAAGGAGAUGACGUACCUGGAGUGGACGCUCAUGGAGGGCAUGCGCCUGUUCCCGUCGCUCGGCUUCCUCAUGCGCGAGUGCGCGCGCGCGUACACGUUCGAGGAGCUGGGGCUGACGGUGGACGCGGGCGUGCGCGUGAUGGUGCCGCUGCAGGCGCUGCACACCGACCCGCAGUACUGGGAGCAGCCCGACGAGUUCCGGCCGGAGCGGCACGAGCCGGCGCGGCAGGGCCCGCACUACAAGCUGGCGUUCCUGCCGUUCGGCGGCGGGCCGCGCGCCUGCAUCGGCGAGCGGCUGGGGCUCAUGCAGUCGCUGGCGGGGCUGGCGGCCGUGCUGGCGCGCUGCACCGUGCGGCCGGCGCCGGGCGCCCCCCGUCACCCGCGCGUCGACCCCCUGUCGGGCGUGGUGCAGGGCGUGCGCGGCGGCCUGCCUCUGCUGUUCGAGGAGCGAACGCCGGCCGCCAGUUAAUGGUUCGUUGGUGUAACUAUUCAUUCGCAGUGAAGCCGUUCGGAGGGACGUUGUGAACUCUGUUUUCGUUUGUAUAGUAUUGAAACUUGAUAUUAUCAGGUUUUAAUGAAUUAUGUAGCAAGUAAUUCUUUUGGACGUUUUAAAGCGGAUUUGAUUUUUUUUUUCAAAUAAAUUGGACCUGUAGCCAUAUGGCACGAUGAUUUUUGCAGCGUUUGCGAUAGUAGUAAGAGAUCGAUGUGCCACAUCACUACAGGUAUUAAAAUCUCUUCUGAUAUAAUUGUAAAGAUUUUUUUACCAAUAUUCAAUUAUUUAAAAAAAAAACAACCGACUUCAAAACAUUAACGUACCCACGAAACUAAAUAGGGAAAUAUAACAUUAUAAUAUUUUCUACCUAUUGAUCACUUUGGAGGAGGUGCUAAGCCAGUGAUCUUUUAAUUCAAGGCGAUUUUUCAGUAACGACUAAAAUCAACAACACACGCGCUUGGCACCGACUUCAAAGUGAUCAAUAGGUAGAAAAACGUCAUCUAGUCCUUUCAACAAUAAAUAAAGUUCCAUUUACAA
Molecule: messenger RNA, 2215 nt
Organism: Bicyclus anynana (squinting bush brown)
Lineage: Eukaryota; Metazoa; Arthropoda; Insecta; Lepidoptera; Nymphalidae
Product: cytochrome P450 6B6-like
Exons: 1
Coding region: 131-1654 (507 amino acids)
Molecular function (GO): heme binding; iron ion binding; oxidoreductase activity, acting on paired donors, with incorporation or reduction of molecular oxygen
Source: RefSeq, a predicted model, not a curated record